This is a messenger RNA of Penicillium psychrosexuale, 498 nucleotides long. RefSeq lists its product as uncharacterized. NCBI's taxonomy places the organism in Eukaryota, Fungi, Ascomycota, Eurotiomycetes, Eurotiales, Aspergillaceae. The record is from RefSeq and is a predicted model, not a curated record. Bases 1 to 498 code for a protein of 165 amino acids. The transcript has 4 exons.
AUGCCAUCUGGGGAUUCAGCUAGCAGCCCCCAUUCUGCGAUUUCUGUCGCCGGCUUGGCCAUUCUGUGGUCGAAUGCCGUCUUGGCCGGCGUGGCCAUGAUGAACGCGACUUCUAUUACGUCGCGCGCGUAUCCGGAGCUCCAAGAGAUACAUCAAGCCCCUGGACCUAACUGUAUAAGUAUUUCCCUGCGCUACAAAAAAAUACUUUCAGCGAAGGAGAUUAAUACUCUUCGCAACGGGAUCAUUCUUCGAGACUCGGUGCAUACCCAGUUUGUCAAAUUUACAAUUGCCCUAAAGCCUACCGACAUCGGAAAUGAGUAUGAGGGAAAGACUUACAAGUGCUAUCCCCGGGCUGAUAUCCCGGCCAUUCCCUCCGGUCGGCGCGUCCUAUUUUUACCAAACACAGAGUAUGAGAUUCCAAGCCCCGCAAUUCUCGAUUCGCAUUGGAGAGUGUGCGAGAUCUUCAAUGCAUCUGCGAUGGGAGAGACCAUUGAAUGA